CGCGCCGGGAGAGGCGAGGCGGGGCGGGGCCGGGCGCGACGGGAAGGGGAGGACGCGCCCGCCGGGCUGCAGCCGCCGCCGCGCACCGAGCGCCGUGAUGGGGCUGGAGACUGAGAAAGCAGACGUCCAGCUCUUCAUGGACGACGAUGCCUACAGCCACCACAGCGGCGUCGACUACGCGGACCUGGAUAAGUUCGCGGACUCGGGCUCCGACCGGGAUCCCCACCGGCUCAACUCGCAUCUCAAGGUGGGCUUCGAGGAUGUGAUUGCAGAGCCGGUGUCUACACACUCCUCUGACAAAGUGUGGAUUUGCAGCAAUGCCCUCUUUGAAAUCAGCAAAUACGUGAUCUAUAAGUUCCUGACGUUGUUCCUGGCUAUCCCCAUGGCCUUCGCUGCAGGAAUUCUCUUUGCCACCCUCAGCUGUCUGCACAUCUGGAUUAUAAUGCCUUUUGUAAAGACCUGCCUAAUGGUCCUGCCUUCGGUGCAGACAAUAUGGAAGAGUGUAACAGAUGUUGUCAUUGCCCCAUUGUGCACAAGUGUAGGACGCAGCUUCUCUUCUGUCAGCCUGCAACUGAGUCAUGACUGAACACUGGGACCCCAGGUCUGGAGUUCUGGAUACUGUAAUACUUCUUGGUUGUUAUAAUGUAAAAGCACUACUGUUCUGUUCUAAGCAUUCCCAACUGUUCUAAUUAAGAAAAUUUUUAAGAUUGGCAACCACAUUUAGAAAUGUUUAUUGGCAGAUCUUUUCAAUAAUGCCUUUCUAAUUAAUAGUCAAGGAUUUCACUUCUAACUUUAGAGCCAGAAUUAUACAGUGGGUUGGCAACACUUAAUUUUAAAGGCAGUUUUUACUUUAGUACAAAAGUACACAUUUUAUAAUGAUGAAUUUAUAAAGAUCAAGGGACAUUUCUCAAACACUAUAAUAGUUCUGUGCACAACUGCUUGUAAAAUUAUGGAAUUUCUUAUUUUUUUACUCUGAAAGUAAUACUUUUAAAAUUACCUUUGCAGAUAAAGUCAUGGGAAUACUUACAAAAAAGAUAUACAAAGAUCCUAGAAAUUAUAGUAACAAAAGCAUGCAGUGGUGAUAGGCGCUAUCAAAUAUAACAGGACAAAUAAAUGUGAAAAUAGAUAAUGAACGUGUGUACCUUUAAAUAAGAUAUUGUUAACCUACAGGUCUAUUUAAUAAGAUGUUUCAUUGUACUGUAUAUUUUGUACUUAAUGUAAAUGUUGCUCUAAUCAGAUUGCUUUUAAGUACUUUUAUUGUAUUUGUUAUCUUGUUGAACUAAUAUAUAGAAUGAGUAAAUGUCUCUUUCAUGGGGAACUUCAUUGGUGAGAUUGCACUGUCUUGAUUAUGUAAGCAUAUAUAUAUCUUCUUUGGGAAUAGAAUGUAAAAGAGUGAUAUACAAGGUUUUUCUUUCUAACUUUUCCAAGCAAAACCCUGAAAUGUUUUAUGACUGAGCUUUUUCUGGCUGUGACCUUAAAAUUAAUCCAAAUCUAAUUGGUAUUUCAUCUGGGAGAUGCUUUCACUCUUGUAGUUAGAAAUUAAACUUGUGGGGCGCCUGGGUGGCUCAGUCAGCUGGGUGUCUGCCUUUGGCUCG
Messenger RNA from Neomonachus schauinslandi (Hawaiian monk seal), 1595 nucleotides. RefSeq names its product caveolin 2 (gene CAV2). NCBI's taxonomy places the organism in Eukaryota, Metazoa, Chordata, Mammalia, Carnivora, Phocidae. Gene Ontology annotation, molecular function: protein kinase binding; molecular adaptor activity. Gene Ontology annotation, biological process: insulin receptor signaling pathway; negative regulation of endothelial cell proliferation; positive regulation of MAPK cascade. The record is from RefSeq and is a predicted model, not a curated record. Bases 98 to 586 code for a protein of 162 amino acids. Gene Ontology annotation, cellular component: Golgi apparatus; caveola; perinuclear region of cytoplasm. The transcript has 3 exons.